AUGCACAUCUUGGGGACGGUCUUGCGAAGUUUGGCGCGGAUGGAGACUAAACCGUAUCCGCUGGACUUGGUCAAGGGGCUUGAGAAUCCGGAAUACUCCGACGUAACGAUCCGGUGUAUCACAAGAGACUUUUACGCUCAUCGCGUCGUGCUCGCCAGCCAGUCCAAAUUCUUCGCAGACGCUUUUCCGGAUAGCGAUAUCGAUCCCGCCCUGCUCCUCGAGGGAUCAACGGUUCUAGGAAAUGCGAACGCCCACCAGAAUCCCGGCUGUCAGCAAAUCGUCAACAUGCAAGAUGAGAACCCACGAGUUGUGGAAAAUGUUCUUUGUUUCAUGUACCACGCCGACUAUCGCGACACUCCAUGUCUCAACGUUACGCCUCCGCCCGCUGAUCCGAUCAUGUUUAACCUUCAAAUGUCCGUUGCCGCGGACAAGUUCGAAGUGUCUUGUCUGAAGCGCUGUGCAGCGGAGAAGCUGAGGGACGCUUCUGAGAAACUUUGGAACACGGAUGCCUUUGUCAAGGCGAUAGCGUAUGCCUAUUCGGAAACUUCGAGGGUGGAUGUUAUGGCGAGAAGUGUCCUGGCUGAGGUGGCAGCAAGACACGCUUCUGAUUUAAGUCAAAUCAUCGCUUUCAGGGAUUUGUUGGAUGAGUUCUUGCAGUUCAACGUCGACUUCACAGAAGCGGUUGUCAAGACUGAACCAGAUAUGAGUCAAGGGAUGCCGUAUGUGUGA
Molecule: messenger RNA, 729 nt
Organism: Colletotrichum gloeosporioides
Lineage: Eukaryota; Fungi; Ascomycota; Sordariomycetes; Glomerellales; Glomerellaceae
Exons: 3
Coding region: 1-729 (242 amino acids)
Molecular function (GO): protein binding
Source: RefSeq, a predicted model, not a curated record